AUGAAGAACAUCCCCGAGUUUAGGAUUGACAAAUGGAGGUCCGUCGCCGGCGCCCUAUCUCUCGCUGAGCUGCAGGCGCUUGCUUCCGCGCCGGGGCCUGAUGGAGCCGGGGCUGGGGACAGCAGCGCCGGCCCCGUCGACCCGGAGCUUGUGCUCACGUACGGCGACGCGCGCGGCUCGCACAAGCUGCGGGCACGCAUCGCCGAGCUGCAUUCAUCGCCGACCGUGAAGCUGAUGGCCGACAACGUCGUCAUCACGCCCGGGUCCAUCAUGGCUAACUACCUCGCGCUGGCGAGCCUCACUGGGCCGGGCGACCACGUCAUUUGCAUGUAUCCUACUUUUUCUCAGCUCUGGACAAUCCCGCGCUUCCAGGGCACCGAGGUGAGUAUGUGGAAGCUGAAGUUGGAGGAUGGGACGGCGUGGCGGUUGAGCCUGGACGAGCUCAAGGGGAUGAUCAAGGAGAACACGAAGGUCAUUAUUCUCAACAACCCUAACAACCCCACGGGCGCCGUGUUGCCUGAGUCGAUGCUGCGGGAGCUCAUCGCGCUAGCCUCGGAACGCGGCAUCACGCUGUACUCGGACGAGGUGUUUGCGCCGCUGUUCCACACGUCGGAUCCGCCUCCGCCGCCGCUGAUCUCGCUCGGAUACCCCAACACGGUCUCGACGGGCUCCAUGUCCAAGACGAUCGGACUGCCGGGGAUCCGCGUCGGGUGGGUGGUGUCGCUCGACGCGGCAGUGAUCGAGCGCAUCAUGACGGCGCAUGACUACACAACAAUAGCCGUGUCGCUGCUGGACGACGGCGUGGCCGCCUACGCGCUGUCGAGCCAGGUGCUCCCGCGGCUGAUGACGCGGAGUCUGGCGAUCUGCGCGCGCAGCAUCGCAGCCAUCGGCGCCUUCGUCGCCCGCACUGCCCCGCGCACCACCUGGGUGCCGCCGGCGGGGGCCGGGACGGCGUACGUGCGCAUCCUAACUCAAGAUGGCAAAGAGCCUGUCGACGACAGGGACUUCGUGGCGGGCCUCGUCCGGAAGACCGGCGUGAGCCUCGUGCCGGGCGGCUUCUGUUUUGAGGACGGCGAUGAUGGCGCAGACGCCGAGCUGAAAGGCUACGUGCGCAUCACCCUUGGGAAUGCGGACGAGAGCGUCUUGCAGGAGGGCCUGAGGGCCAUUGAAGAGUUCCUUAAGACGUAUUGA
Messenger RNA from Lasiosphaeria miniovina, 1191 nucleotides. RefSeq names its product pyridoxal phosphate-dependent transferase. Gene Ontology annotation, molecular function: catalytic activity; pyridoxal phosphate binding. Gene Ontology annotation, biological process: biosynthetic process. Bases 1 to 1191 code for a protein of 396 amino acids. The transcript is spliced from 3 exons. NCBI's taxonomy places the organism in Eukaryota, Fungi, Ascomycota, Sordariomycetes, Sordariales, Lasiosphaeriaceae. The record is from RefSeq and is a predicted model, not a curated record.